Messenger RNA from Gracilinanus agilis (Agile Gracile Mouse Opossum), 1288 nucleotides. It is a transcript of the gene PMEPA1, whose product is annotated as prostate transmembrane protein, androgen induced 1. The transcript has 4 exons. Gene Ontology annotation, cellular component: early endosome membrane; Golgi membrane. Lineage: Eukaryota; Metazoa; Chordata; Mammalia; Didelphimorphia; Didelphidae. The record is from RefSeq and is a predicted model, not a curated record. Gene Ontology annotation, biological process: negative regulation of transforming growth factor beta receptor signaling pathway. Gene Ontology annotation, molecular function: R-SMAD binding. Bases 378 to 1238 code for a protein of 286 amino acids.
GGGAGUCCGUCGCUCCGUCCGGCCAGCGCAGAAACAGAGUACUAGCUAGGCGCUUUCCGCCGGCGCUGGGGCAAGGGAAACUUACCGAGAGACUGGAGAGAAGGGGAGCCGGAGGGAGGGAAGAAAAAGCAGCUAGGUCCUCCCCCCAGUUUGACUGUUUCUUCAUUCCACGUUUUUUCUUUUUUUUGGUUUUGUUUUGUUUUAUAACUUAAUUUCUCCAGAAUCGUUUUUUUUUUUAAAGAGAGAAAAGCGCAUUGCCUUCUCUUCCCUCUCCGGGCUGAAGCAGCGGCAGCCGCAGGAUCUUCCUUUAUGUGGUGCCUCCCGGAGCCCCCCUCGCUCUUCUCCAAGUCCCCCGUUUUCCUCUCCCUCCUUUUUAAAUGUAUAACUUAAUGGGUCUCAACAGCACCGCGGCCGCCGGGCAGCCCAAUGUGUCCUGCACAUGCAACUGCAAAAGGUCUUUGUUCCAGAGCAUGGAGAUCACGGAAUUGGAGUUUGUGCAGAUAAUCAUCAUCGUGGUGGUUAUGAUGGUGAUGGUGGUGGUGAUCACGUGCCUGUUGAAUCAUUAUAAGCUCUCUGCCCGCUCCUUCAUCCACCGGCACAGCCAAGGGCGGAGAAGAGAAGAGAACCUGUCUUCGGAAGGAAGUCUGUGGCCUUCAGAAAGCACAGUGUCAGGCAAUGGACUCACAGAGCAGCAGAUCUACGCACCAUCACGCUCAGCAGACCGCCUGACGGUACCAUCCUUCCUCCAGAGGGACCGAUUCAACCGCUUUCAGCCCACCUAUCCUUAUUUGCAGCACGAGAUCGACCUCCCACCCACCAUCUCCCUCUCGGAUGGAGAGGAGCCGCCCCCAUACCAGGGCCCAUGCACACUUCAGCUCCGGGACCCAGAGCAGCAGAUGGAACUCAACCGUGAGUCUGUCCGGGCCCCCCCUAACAGAACCAUAUUUGACAGUGACUUAAUAGACAAUUCCAUGUACGGGGGGCCCUGCCCUCCAAGCAGUAACUCUGGCAUCAGUGCCACGUGCUACGGGAGCAACGGGAGGAUGGAAGGACCGCCACCGACGUACAACGAAGUGAUCGGCCACUAUCCUGGGUCAACAUUUUACCAACACCAGCAGAACAAUGGGACGCCCUCCAUACUGGAGAACAACAGACUUCACCAGUCACAAAUCAGUAGCCUCGAGAGCACAAUUGCAUGGAACAAAGAGAAAGAGAAGCAAAAAGGACACCCCUUUUAAAAUCCAAGAGAAGGAAAUACACACACACACAUACAGAAAAAAAAAGUAAA